Messenger RNA from Gongylonema pulchrum, 317 nucleotides. Lineage: Eukaryota; Metazoa; Nematoda; Chromadorea; Rhabditida; Gongylonematidae. The record is from the annotation of a GenBank genome assembly.
UUUCAAUUUUUUUUUUCGACAAUAAUUUUGAUUAUGAAUUCAAAGAUGGAGAGCAGCACAGGGCGAUACUCCUGUUACAAACUUCGUGCGACAGCCAGUUCUGGAAAAAGUGUUGGUGCGGCUCCCUGAUGAUUUCUCGGUACUAAUCAAUGAAGCUGUUAAGUUCAGCUCAGUUGCCGGAGAGAUGUUCAUAUUGCGAUUGCAGAUGUCCGUCGAUUCAAAUAGAAGAUCAUUCUUCUUCGGUGCCAACACUGUGCCUUGUUUGUGGCUCGUUACUGUGCUCUCAGAGCUACUGUUGCCAACGUACGGUGAGUAGC